Messenger RNA from Ectocarpus sp. CCAP 1310/34, 374 nucleotides. The record is from the annotation of a GenBank genome assembly. Lineage: Eukaryota; Phaeophyceae; Ectocarpales; Ectocarpaceae.
AUGGGACGACACACACACACAGUGUAUGUGUUGCUAUUUUGUUUGAGUCAUCUAGCUGCUGACACGAUGACUGUUGGAUCUUGGGAGUGUACGAUUAUCAAUUGGAAGAUGCAGCAUACCACGAUAUCCUGGCUUCGGCUGGGCUUGAAAUAACCCUUUUGCUGUCCUCCACUCUUUGCAUCAGUGGCUUCCUAGAUUCGAGCGAGGGCAUUUGUGUAGCUGAGAUGUGUGUCUAUGUGAACGAAGAUGUACAGAGAAUCGUAUUGGCAUUCGCAUCAAGCGCAUUGCGCAUUUUUCGAAUUUUGGCCUCCUUCCAGGGACCUUGAUUUUUACCCGCUGGCACUGACGUCUUUUAAUUGGUCAGCCGGUUAGCG